CGUUCUCUUUUUCUGUUUUAUACUUUUCGAAUUGUCUUUUUGGCUUUGAUGUUUGAUUUGCGUUUGUUUUUAAUUUACCAUAAUCCUAAAAAUUCUUCACUCUUUUAAAAAUCAAAUGCAGUUCACAAUAUUUAACUCACUUCCGAAACCCAAAUCAUGACCAGCUUAAAGUCUCCCAAUAAACUUUCCGAACCAAAUCUCGAAACCAUUUGUCGUCUGUGCCUACACCAGCCCGAAAAUGGCAGCAUUAACAUUUUCCAAAGACAAUUAUUAUCGAUUCCGGUGCGAAUUAUGGCCUGCGCUGACCUAGAAGUUCAAAACGGUGAUGGCCUGCCCAGUUUGAUUUGUGAGAAGUGUCGCUACCAACUGGAGGUUUCUUAUUAUUUUCGCAAGAAGUGCCAAAUAUCCGAUGGCAAGCUGCGGAAACACAUCCGCAUGCUAAAUGCUGGCAAAAAGAGUCGCGUCUUCGUCAAAUCCAGCGAUGAAGACGACGAUGAGGACGAAGAGGAACUUCACUGUAAGCAAUCGAUUGGGUUCAUCGAAGCCAUAGAUGCUCGCAAGAAAGCCGAAGAGGAUGAGAAGAACCAGAAAUGGCUCGAAGAGCAGAGAGAACAAAUGCGACGUGAAGAAACUCAACGAUUGUCCGAAGAGUUAAGGGUGUUUAUGCAAUCUCGGGUUUCGGUGCCGAAGAGUAUGAAACAAGAAAACAAUCCAUUUUCUACUCCAUCUUCACAAACACAAACAGCACCAACCAAAUGUUCUCGACAAAAGCGCGACAAACCUCAAGAAGUGUCAAGGCGAGCACAGUCGAAGGCAGCCUCUCUUGGCCAAAUACAGCGACGAGAACAGCAACAACAUCUGCAGCAACAGCACGAAGAACAGCUUCAACAAGAAGCAGAAGCUGACAACGAGAUAACUUCCUCCGAACAGAUUCCCGACGAACAGGCAAAUGAACACGAGCAGGAACAUGAUCAAGACCAGAGUAUGUUCUACAGCGACGACAAUGGCGGCGAGGAAAACUCGGAAAUGUUGAGGUACGAAGCAAAGAACAACGGCGAAGGUGAAGAUCAUCGAAAUCACCAAAUAAUUCACAUUGGAAGCGUUGAUGAUGAGGCUGAGAUGUUGGAGAAUAUGUGUGAGGAAGAGGAAGGCAUGGCCGAGGAUAUAUCUGACGAGAAUGAAAUGGAAGGCAAGGCCAACACCGAGGCCGAGGAGAUGGAUGAGUUCAUCUUCUUGGCAGACUCUGAUGAUUCCAAUCCUGACGUAGGGCAGACUGAACAAGAUUGUGUGGUCGAAUCCUACCAAAUCGAGGAAAAUGGAGACAUUCAAUAUCUGAAGGAUGAAAGGAGGGACGACCACGAUGAAGAUGACAUCCAUUCAAUCCAACUCGAUAACAGCUCUGAUUCAAAAUAUGUCGUUGAAGAUGUUGGUAUAGUCAAUGUUCAAAAACACCAAAAGAAAGUAAAACCGGAAAAAAAUAAGAAACCAAGAAAGAUGCAAUUGCCAGUUAUAGAUAAAGCCGUGACACUCUUAAGUGACAACGUCUUAUCGGACGACUUGAGGAUAUUCAAAUGCAGUGAAUGUCCGCAGUCAUUUACCGGAGCUAAAUCCCUGCUUCGUCAUCGUUCCGCGCACAAGGGCGGCCGGGAGUAUUGUUGUGACUACUGUGAGAAGUUCUUCUCCUGCAAGAGCUCCCUGGACCGUCACAUUCGCAUUCACACUGGCGUAAAACCCUACACCUGUGAUCAGUGCGGCAAGAAUUUCAUGCAAAAGGAAAUCCUCAAGCGUCACGAGACCAUACACACCGGCAACCGUCCCUACCAAUGCCCCCACUGUCCAAGGUCCUUUGUGCAGAGAUCAUUGAUGAAGCAACACAUCAAUGCGGUGCAUCUGGCCGUGCCACAAAUUACCAAAAACGAAUGCCAUUUGUGUCCCAAAAGUUUUCUUCACCCAUCCGGAUUGAGUAGACAUCUCUUGACACACAAGGGAAUGUUGUUUUCGUGUCCCGGUUGUGGUCGGACGUUUAAUGAUAAAAGUUCACUUCGCAGACAUUUUUCGGCAGUUCACGUUAAGAAAGGACAAAGUUUUGUAACAAAAGCCGAACCGAACGACGAAAAUGACUCAUCUAAUGACUUUUUAACUUCAUAAGAAUAAAUAUAUAUAAAUUAUUAUAUAGAUAGUUUUGUAGUACAAAGAAAAGAAAAAUAUAUUUGUUAAGAAUUUCAUUUAA
Molecule: messenger RNA, 2230 nt
Organism: Eupeodes corollae
Lineage: Eukaryota; Metazoa; Arthropoda; Insecta; Diptera; Syrphidae
Product: zinc finger and SCAN domain-containing protein 12
Exons: 4
Coding region: 157-2148 (663 amino acids)
Cellular component (GO): nucleus
Molecular function (GO): zinc ion binding
Source: RefSeq, a predicted model, not a curated record